Messenger RNA from Amphiprion ocellaris (clown anemonefish), 2560 nucleotides. It is a transcript of the gene podn, whose product is annotated as podocan. The coding region runs from base 399 to 2180 and encodes 593 amino acids. The record is from RefSeq and is a predicted model, not a curated record. Gene Ontology annotation, molecular function: protein binding. The transcript has 13 exons. NCBI's taxonomy places the organism in Eukaryota, Metazoa, Chordata, Actinopteri, Pomacentridae.
GGGAAAAAAUAUGAGAAAAAAGGAAAGUAUUUGUGUUUUUGGCUCCCAGUCAGGUCAGAGCCGUCUCUCCUGCUCACUCCCUUCCUUUUCUCUUCACUUUCCCUCUCCCACUCCCACUUCUCUCUCACAUCUGGAGGGUAUCUGGUGUGGCUGUGUGACUCCUCGCCUGCUAUGGGACAGCCUGUGUUUGGACUGGAUGUCAGACUUCAGUGCGUUUCAGCUAACGUUGGUCGGAAGGGCCCUUGCACUUGGUGAGGACUGAAGUUUCAGACACAGAGCCGGCUGUCUUUUGUUGUUGUCCUGGUCCUUCACGUAGAUUCAGUCACUACACUGCAAAUCCUCUUGCUUCUUCUCUACUGUGAAACAGUUUCCAGACUGAGGAGAGCUAAGCAUUGGACAUGGCUUUUCCCAAGCAUUCCAUCCUGCAGGCCCUGAGUGUGCUGCUCUUGGCCUGGGUGUUGGUGCGUUGCCAGGCCCUUGUCAAACCAGAGGAAGAGGAGGAGGAAGAGCCCACGAAGGAGGUCGACGUCGCAAUAGCGGUGACGAAAUCUGAGCCCAUCAAAUGUCCGCCAGAUUGCAGCUGUACAGCAGAGGGGGUAAUCGACUGCGCAGGGGUGGACCUCACGGAGUUCCCUGCUGAUCUGUCUGAUAAAACCCGCCAGCUCUCUCUACAGAACAACAAGAUCGAGGAGAUAACCGUGGAGCACAUUUCUCAUCUGCAUCAGCUCGAAACUUUCAACCUUCAGAAUAACUGGCUCACCACAGAUGGCCUUGAAGAUGAAGGGUUUGAAAUGCUCGAACACCUGGCUUAUUUAUACCUGGCAAAUAACAAGCUCACUUAUGCACCAAAGGUCCUACCACCCUCUUUGGUUAGUGCUGAUUUUGCUGCUAACCAGCUCACAAGGAUCUAUCCGUACACAUUUGGUCAUAAACCAAAACUGAGAUCUGUGUAUCUCCACAACAACAAGCUGACAGAUGCAGGGCUUCCUGAUAAUAUGUUCAAUGCUUCUGACAACUUGGAGAUCCUCACCAUGUCCAGCAACUUCCUGCGGGUCGUCCCCAAGAACCUGCCCUCCACUCUUUACCGCCUUCACCUGAAGAACAACAAACUCGAGAAAAUCCCAGCAGGAGCGUUUGACAACUUGUCCAACCUCAGAGAGCUGUAUCUGCAGAACAACCUCCUCAGCAACGAGGGGAUGAACAACGAGACUUUCAGCCACCUGAGCAGUCUUGAGUGUUUGGACUUGUCAAAUAACAACCUGAGCGUUGUUCCUAAGGGUCUGCCUCGCAAUCUUGUUCUGCUACACAUGGAGAAGAACUCCAUCCAAAGCAUCCCUGGAGAUGCUCUGACUUCUGUCAGAAACCUCGAGUACCUACUCCUCCACAACAACAAGCUUCGUUCCCGUUCUAUCCACCCGGCUGCCUUCCAGGGACUGAAGAAGCUGCACACACUGCACAUGUACAACAAUUUACUAGAGCGUGUUCCUAGAGGCUUGCCACGGCGAGCCAAGACCCUAAUGCUGCUCCACAACUCCAUUUCUGAAAUUGGCCGCAACGACUUGGCCUUGCUGUACACCCUGACAGAGCUCAACCUCAGCUACAACAAGCUGACAAGCUCCAAGAUGCACCGCGAGGCCUUCAGGAAGCUGCGUGUGCUGAAAACCCUAGACCUGUCAGGAAACGGCCUUUACACAUUACCCCUGGGUCUUCCUCGCAGUCUGCAAGUGCUUGAAGUCAAAAACAACCAACUCAACUCCAUACCAGAUGGUGCGCUGACUGGCAUGGAGAAGCUACAGAAGUUGAUCCUGAGUGAUAACCAGCUGAAACUGAACUCGAUCUACCAGGGAGCCUGGAUGGAGCUUAGUGCUCUCACAACGCUAGACCUGUCUGGCAACCAGCUGUCACACAUCCCCUCUGACCUGCCGGAGUCCCUGGAGUACCUUUACCUGCAAAGUAACCGCAUCUCCAGUGUUCCUGCCUCAGCUUUUGAAGGCACUCCAAACAUCAAAGGCAUCUUCCUCCGGUUUAACCGUCUGUCUGUGGACUCCGUGGAUGAGAGCUCUUUUGCACACCUGUCCAACUUACAAGUGCUGGACAUCGGCACAGGAAACACAGACCUCCCCUUUAAACGAGAGGUGACGGAUGGCGAUGAGAUGAUGGAGGAGGAGGAGGAAACAUAAGAUACGCUCAAUUCAACUGACAUUGAACUGUUGCGUUGAUGACCGAAAGGACUUUGAAAUUGGAAUGAACCUGUGAACGUCAUUUCCCAGGUCCAUUUUUGUGUCAUGCUGAGUGGCAGAGUCACAUAUUUCUGGUGCAGGAUACCGGAUGAAGUUGCUUUAGUUUCCAUUUGUUGGGCUGGUUAGAAUGCAUAUCUUUAUAUCUCAGCUUUAAUAUUUGUCUUUGACGAUUGCCGUGAAACAUCGAUCAUUUAAAUGUGUAUGUUUAUUCAAAACAGUCAUUCAGAAAAGUCAAUGUGAAAUUUCCCCUGUAAAUGUUUCUGAAUCGAUAUCAAGCAUGUAAGCAGAGUGAAAAAGUAUAGAUUUUGCUUCCACUGUUA